CCAGCCAGAAUAUAUCGAAUGCAACAAAGAAAACAUUCAUGAUAUUCUGAGAACAACGUUGGAGAAAAAUUACCCUGAUAAGGAGGAACCUGUUGUGAUUCUCAUUAAUAGAUAUGCUAAGAAUUUUAGCACUGUCUUUGCUGAUUUGAAAAGAAAGAUGAUGAGUGGAGAUCCUGAAAACCAAAGGAAUAUGAUCCAGUACUCUAUAUUUACAAGUGUGACAAGCGACCAGAGAAUGGAGCAAAGAGACACCCUUAAAAAAUACUUACAACAACCGAAGGGUGUUCUGGUCACUGACAUCGAUACAUUUGCCGGAAUGCAGGCAAGGAAUAUCAUUGUGUUCGAUACUGACACCUUUAUUUAUCCAAGAAGAAACAUGUUACUUAGAGCAACAACAUCACUGGUCUUGAUUAGGAAAAGGCCUGAAUCCGACAGCUCCGAGGAUAAAUCUGAGGACAACCUCAAUGAUAAUUAAAUAGACUCCAACUAACCCGAAAUAGAGUAAAUCUGGGGUUAUUAUAUGAGACGUCAAAAGUGAUUUAGAGAGCUAUGAAUACAAUCCAGUGAAUAAACUCAAGUAUAGAAUAAUGUUGUGACGUCAUAUCCCUGGGGUCAUUAAAAUGUACCUAGUUUUUAUAUUUCCACCAAUCAGAGCAAAUUUUAGAUCAUUAUCCCAAUUAGGUGUAUAGAAUUAUCCCAAUUAAAAAGUACCUAGUUCUUUCUUUCCACCAAUCAGAUUUCAUGCAAAGCAAUUAUAUCAACUAUCCCCUACUCCCCUUAGGACUAUUUAAAGGGUUCCCUGUACCCCCCUAGUCCAAUCAGAUUUCAUGAAAAGCAAUUAUAUUAAUUAUCCCCUACUCAUCCUAGGACUAUAUAAAGGGUUCCCUGUACCCCCCUAGUCCAAUUAGAUUUCAUGAAAAGCAAUUAUAUCAAUUAUCCACUACUCUCCCUAGGACUAUAUAAAGGGUUCCCUGUACCCCCCUAGUCCAGUCAGUGGUGAGAAAUUUUCCUCGAGAAUUGUCAUUUCGAGUGUGAGAUAUCCCCCAUCUAAGUUUUUAUUUAUUCAUUUUUCCCCUUUUUCCCCUAUUAAGUAAUUUUAAGGCUCUAUUUACGCUACUGUUAUAUUGUUGAUACUUUUUACCCAGGGGGGAUUUAUAUUCAUGUCUAUGUAUCUUUAGCUUAUAAGUUUUCGUUUAAAGUAUGAUAAUAAAUCUAGUUUAGAUUA
This is a messenger RNA of Eurytemora carolleeae, 1225 nucleotides long. RefSeq lists its product as uncharacterized. Lineage: Eukaryota; Metazoa; Arthropoda; Copepoda; Calanoida; Temoridae. The record is from RefSeq and is a predicted model, not a curated record. The coding region runs from base 158 to 475 and encodes 105 amino acids. The transcript has 7 exons.